Messenger RNA from Drosophila grimshawi, 1710 nucleotides. Its product is annotated as myb-like protein O. The coding region runs from base 1 to 1710 and encodes 569 amino acids. NCBI's taxonomy places the organism in Eukaryota, Metazoa, Arthropoda, Insecta, Diptera, Drosophilidae. The record is from RefSeq and is a predicted model, not a curated record. The transcript has a single exon.
AUGGGGAAACGCUGCCUCUUGCUGCUAAUUUCUGUUGCCGUCGUCUGCUGGCUAACAAUCGCCUCGAGCGUUGCCGGCGACACGAGGAUCGAGGUGGACGCGAAUGGCAAUGAGUACGAAGUGAAACGCUUUCACAUCGAGGGACGCCAGCUGAAUGGCCAAGGCAGCAAGUCCCAGUGUGUGGUCACCCGGCGCAAGCGUGCCAGCCGUGCGAUGGCCCCACUGCCGGCCAGCGUCACCGUCAACUCCCAGCAGUUGACCCUGACUCCCGCUGCCGGCAUUGAUGGUGUCGCCAUUCCACUGCCCGUUAAAUCGGAACAGUCGAACGGCAAGCGACGCUAUGUUGCCUUGGCAACAGUGCAGCUCCAUGAAGACGAUGAGGAUGACGAUGAUGGCGAUGCUGAGGAAGACGAUGAGCAAGACGAGAAUGACAAUGAUGAGCAGACGCACUUUAUCCAAUUGCAGACGGCACAGGAUGUGAACGAUGGUGCUCAGGGUCAUCGGGCGCAGUUGUCGCAGGGCGUCAGUGUUGUGGCCAAUGCGGCCACCAAUGCGAAUGUGGGCGGGGAGGCGGGCAUUGUGGUCGUCGAAUCGCAACAGCCGCCCAAGGUCAAUCCCAGCACACAUGCCGUCUUCGAGCUGAAGCCGCUGUCCCAGUCGCAUCUGCCACAGCUGGCACAGCUGCCACACUCGAACGUGGCCUACUGGCCACAGAUUGCGGACUUGGAUGACGAUGACGAUGUGGAUGUGGCCGGCAAUCAGGAUGAAGAUGAUAUAUUCUACUAUGGCGAUCGGUAUCAGCCAGUAGGCUUCUACGAGGAAAAGGAUCAUUUCAUAUCGGAGGACAGUCCCGUUAGCACUACGGCCAUUUGGAGCACUGACGCUGACGAUGACAUCCAUCCCGUCAUCAAUGAGCCCAACCAGCGACCCAACCAGAAGAAGAAGAAGAAGAAGCAGCAGAUGAAGCGGCGCAAGCAGAACAAGAAGCGAAAGCAGCAGCAGCAGAAGAAGAAGAGGCGUCGUCCUGAACUAACGGAACAGCAGACGAAGAAGAAGAAGAAGCAGCAGCAGCAGCAACUGGACGAAAGCUUUGGAAACAAUGAUAAGCAGCCAUUAGAAUUGGGAUCGGGAUCGGGAUCGGGAUCGGGAUCAGUGUCUGCACCCAGCAAAAACAAGAAGAAGAAGAAGAAGAAGAAUAGCAGCAGUAGCAGCAGCAGCAGCAGCAGCAGCAGCAGUGUCAACAAGCGUCGUCGUCGUCCCAGCUCCAGCUCCAGCUCCGGCUCCAGUUCUAGCUUGAGCGAUCGUCCUUUGGGCGGCUAUCGACGUCGCCGACCGCAGAGCGAGCGACAGCGCGAGGAGAAGCGACGCCGCCGCCUGCAGCAGCAGAAGCGUCGCCGUUUGCUGGAGCAGCGACGUCGUCGUCGCCGCAACAGGCUACAACAGCAGCAGGGCAAUCGCAGGGAUUACUAUAACGAAGAGCCCAUCAUCAAUUGCAUCUACAUCAACAAGGAUCCGACAACGACGACGACAACAACGCAGCGUCCCUUCUGGAACAUCCUCGGACGCGAUGCGAGCUCCGUCAAUGAUAGCGGCAAGGAUACGCAGCUGCCCACCCGCGACUUUGAGACAGAGAAGGCUCUGCUCCAGGCCAUUCGACGCAAUGCCGAAUUUGGCAAUCGCAAGCGCACCAAUCUCAGAUUCGUCGCCUAA